Messenger RNA from Pongo pygmaeus (Bornean orangutan), 5061 nucleotides. RefSeq names its product maestro heat like repeat family member 6 (gene MROH6). NCBI's taxonomy places the organism in Eukaryota, Metazoa, Chordata, Mammalia, Primates, Hominidae. The coding region runs from base 74 to 2233 and encodes 719 amino acids. The record is from RefSeq and is a predicted model, not a curated record. The transcript is spliced from 14 exons. Gene Ontology annotation, cellular component: cytoplasm.
GCCGGCUUCUAGGUCAGUCCUGGGCACAACUUCCCAGGAAGAGCAGCGGCAGGUGCUGCAGGCAAGGGCCGCCAUGGCUGGAGGUGUGUGGGGCCGGGGCCGGGGCCGGGAGGCUCCCGUGGGGGCUCUAACCCUGACAGCACUGACUGAAGGAAUCCGGGCCAGGCAGGGGCAGCCCCAGGGACCCCCUUCCACAGGCCCUCAGCCCAACUCCUGGGAGGUCAAACCUGAGGCUGAGCCACAGACCGAGGCACUCACUGCCCCCUCUGAGGCCGAGCCUGGACGUGGGGCCACCGUCCCUGAAGCUGGCAGCGAGCCCUGCUCCCCCAACAGUGCCCUGGAACCAGCCCCUGAGGGGCCCCACCAGGUUCCCCAGAGUUCCUGGGAGGAGGGAGUUCUUGCCGAUCUCGCGUUGUACACAGCUGCCUGCCUGGAGGAGGCUGGCUUUGCAGGGACCCAGGCGACAGCGCUCACCCUGUCCUCAGCCCUGGAGGCCAGGGGGGAGCGGUUGGAGGACCAGGUGCAUGCUCUGGUGCGCGGGCUGCUGGCGCAGGUGCCCAGCCUAGCGGAAGGGAGGCCCUGGAGGGCGGCCCUGCGAGUGCUGAGCGCACUGGCCCUGGAGCAUGCGCGGGACGUGGUGUGUGCGCUGCUACCCCGCUCUCUGCCCCCCGAUCGGGCAGCAGCCGAGCUCUGGCGCAGCCUAAGCCGUAACCAGCGUGUAAAUGGGCAGGUGCUGGUGCAACUGCUGUGGGCGCUGAAGGGUGCUUCAGGGCCUGAGCCCCAGGCGCUGGCGGCCACACGUGCUCUUGGGGAGAUGCUGGCUGUUUCAGGCUGCGUGGGAGCCACGAGGGGCUUCUACCCACAUCUGCUGCUUGCACUGGUCACACAGCUGCACAAGCUGGCCCGCAGCCCGUGCUCCCCCGACAUGCCCAAGAUUUGGGUUCUGUCCCACCGAGGGCCACCGCACAGCCACGCCAGCUGCGCCCUGGAGGCCUUGAAGGCCCUGCUCAGCGGGGAUGGAGGCCGCAUGGUGGUUACAUGCAUGGAGCAGGCAGGAGGCUGGAGGAGGCUGGUGGGAGCCCACACCCACCUGGAGGGCGUCCUGCUGCUGGCCAGUGCUAUGGUAGCACAUGCCGACCACCACCUGCGAGGCCUCUUCGCAGACUUGCUUCCUCGGCUUCGCAGCGCGGACGACCCGCAGCGUCUCACGGCUAUGGCCUUCUUCACAGGGCUGUUGCAGAGCCGGCCCACCGCACGGCUCCUGCGGGAGGAGGUCAUCCUGGAGCGACUCCUCACCUGGCAGGGAGACCCGGAACCCACUGUGCGCUGGUUGGGCCUGCUGGGCCUGGGCCACCUCGCGCUGAAUCGCAGGAAGGUGCGGCACGUGAGCACGCUGCUGCCGGCGCUCCUGGGCGCACUGGGCGAAGGCGACGCGCGGCUCGUGGGUGCAGCGCUGGGCGCCCUGAGGAGGCUCCUGCUGCGGCCCCGGGCGCCUGUGCGGCUCCUGAGCGCGGAGCUGGGACCGCGCCUCCCUCCGCUACUGGACGACACACGGGACUCAAUCCGUGCCUCGGCCGUCGGGCUCCUCGGGACUCUGGUGCGCCGGGGCCGGGGCGGGCUCCGGCUGGGGCUCCGCGGCCCCCUGCGGAAGCUGGUGCUGCAGAGUCUCGUGCCGCUGCUGUUGCGCCUGCAUGACCCCAGCAGGGACGCUGCUGAGAGCUCAGAGUGGACCCUGGCCCGCUGCGACCAGGCCUUUUGCUGGGGCCUGCUGGAGGAGAUGGUCACCGUGGCCCACUAUGACAGUACAGAGGCCCUGAGCCACCUCUGCUGCCGCCUGGUUCAGCGAUACCCGGGCCACGUGCCCAACUUCCUGAGCCAGACCCAGGGCUACCUGCGGAGUCCACAGGACCCCCUGCGCCGGGCAGCCGCCGUGCUUAUAGGCUUCCUUGUCCACCAUGCCAGCCCCGGCCGUGUCAACCAGGACCUGCUGGACUCCCUGUUCCAGGACCUAGGGCGGCUGCAGAGCGACCCCGAGCCGGCCGUGGCCGCGGCAGCGCACGUGUCCGCCCAGCAGGUGGCGAUGCUGGCCCGCGCCCGGGGCCGCCCCCGCGGGCCCCGCCUCCUCCGCAUCGCCCCGCGCCCCGCCCGGCCCCCGCCAGUCUUCGCCGACAGCCCUUUCCAGCGCCGGAGGGUCGCGGACCGCUGGGGCUGCUCCGGACCCCGCCGAGCCUGAGGCUCGGGGCUGGGGCCCGCGGGCCAGGGUCCGACUCGGGCACCCCACGCGCGUAGCAGCCCGUCCCCGCCCUGAUGGAGGGGCUCCCUGGGCCCGGUGCUGGAUGCCAGUGCCUGCCCCAACCCCCCACCCCCGCGACCCCUCUUCAGGCACCCACCGCCCUGAUGGCGACGGAGAGGGACAGCCAGCAUCUAUCUGUCCCCAUCAGGGCUGUUGUUCUCACAGCUCCCUGGAGCAUGCCCCGUGCUCCAACCUUGGGCCUGGCUCCUGGCCCAGAUGGCACCUGGCCUCUUGAGUCUGGUGGGGGACCCCAAAGUUGGUGGUCCCAUAGGCUGCCCUCCUGGGUCUCCACCUCAUGCCUGGACAGGACGCUGUGGCCUGUCCGGGCCUUGGCCAGCCCUGCAGCUGCACCCCCGAUCCUCAUCUCUCACCCCAUUCCUUGCCAGCAUCCUGAGGCUCCUGGCGGGCAUCCUCCUUGCUCAAAAGUAUUGACCUGUCUCCUGGCCACACCUGCUGUGCCCUCUCAGCCAGGCCAUCAUCACCCCCCGUUCAUUAUGUCAGGCCUCAUGGGAGCCUGGCCUUCUCCAGAAGCUGACCCCGGCGUCCCCCCAAGCUGGCCCCCGUAGGCCCCGGAUCACACCUGGGGGUCCAGAUGUAGGGGUCCCGUGUGCACGCCCAAUCAGACCGAGCACUUGUGACACUACCCCAGCACCUCUCCCAGGGCUGAAUGAGGAACGCGCCACUGGGCACACAAAGAAGAGGCUGCUCUAGGAGCCGCCAAUGCUGUGACAUCACCGCUCUGGCUUUGGGCGGCAGGUUCCUGAGCCUGGGAUGCCUGCCUGGAAAUGUCCUUGCGUUCAAGGCCUCCUUCGCAGCCUCCUCCUCAGAGAAGCCUCCGCAAGUGCACAGGGAGUGUGCGCAGCCUUGUGAAGGGCUGGGACCACUUGCCCAGACCGGGGCCCCUCGGGCACAGGCGUGGGGUCCUACUGACCUGUCUCCCCAGCUCCACACGGAAAGCAUCUAAAAUACACACACAUGGAUGGAGAGCGUUGGGCAUCUGUUUCGAGUGUGGUUAUGGGAGCUGACCCUGGUCCAAGAUCUGGCUCAGGCUAGGGUAAUAGGCCGUAGUCUCUGAUAUGGCCCCAGGUAAAGAGCCAGUUUGGCAGCAGGGUUAAAGGUCAGGCAGGCUCCAGGCACAGGCUAUGACCAGGUCAGGUUGGGUUAACCCUAAGACAGAGAAGCUGCGCUCUGGUCUAACAGGCAUGGAAUGGAUGGGGUUAGAGUUGUCAGCACUGGGGUGAGUGUCUCUUUGCAGGUCAUAUGUAGGAAGCUGAGGAUCAGGUCAAGGGCAUGGGUCUUUGUGGAGCCAGGGGCAAGGUUUGGUGGAUUAGUUUGGAUCCUCCACAGCAGAUACCAAAACGGGAUUCAACAUACCAGAAACAGAUCAAGAGAAGGCCAGAGAGGCCAGAGGCCACCAGAUGCCCAGUGAAGGUCAGAUGGAAGCACCAUGGACGUCCGUGCUAGCCUUCAGGAAGCUCUCAAGCCAGCCAUCUGUCCGAGGUCCGCACCUCCCAGGACAGGCUAGGAGCACCCACGGGGGGUACAGCCUCGGCACUGGCGGGGACGGGUUUCAGGACACAGCCACAUGGAUCCUCUCAGUAGCAGCCCCAAAGAGGGAAGCAAGCCCGGCCUCCUUGCUCACCCUGCAACCAGGAGCCAGACCCCAGGGCAAGCAUGUGCUGCCCACCUAGCACAGGCUUGCCCACACCCCACAGCACGCUGGACAGUCUGGUGGGCAAACCCAACAGUGAAGCCAUGCUCACCCCGGAUAGGGGCUGAGGCGGGGAGCUGGCUGUGGUGGGCAGGCAGCACCCCUGCGCUCCCCCCCCUCCCUCAUGGUGCCUGGGAGAGUCCGUGCCAUCCUGUGGCAGGCCGUGUGCAGCACAGGCGGGCUUGCACCACACAGCUGCCUGUUAAGAGUGUGUCCAGCCCCGCCUUGCUCUGGCACUGCCCAGAACCUGGUUGCCCUGCCAGGAAGAGUGAGGUUCAUGCGAAGUCCACUUGGCCUCUGGAGUGUGACUCUUCCCUGCUGGAAUUCCUGGGAGGCUCCAGGUGGCACAGUGGGCUGGUUCCCCCCAUGGGGAUGCUGUGGUCCCAGGGUCCAUCAGAUCCACCUGCAGAGAGCCCAUCCCAGGGCAAAUCUUCCAACGGGGUCUAAGAUUGGAGGGCAAGAGGGCAGGUGCACCCUGACACUCAUUCCUUUUCCACCUCCAGCCAGUGGGCCGGGACAGUCUUGGCCUUGAUGCCCAAACAAUCUCUAAUGGGCCAUGUUGCCGGAGAGCUCAUGGGUGGUGCAGCUCUCAAGAUGGGGCUCAGGUGUGGCCUGUCGCAUGGCAUGGCCUUGCUGGUCUCAGGGCCCCGAGGCUGUGCCUUGUGUGCCUGCCUUUCCAAAUGCUUUCUAGGACCCGAGCUACUCCCACCCAACUCACCCUUUCAAGUCACCCAAAAGGGUUUUCAAAGGAGGACCAUGAGUGUGAGAGACGUUGAGUUUGUUCCUACACUGUGGGUGGGAGUGUCUAGGAGUUUCUGUAACUUGGAUCUGUGAUACUGGAGUUUGUUUUGUCUCUUGUUUCAAUGUUAAUGUCACUAUUCAUAGCAAUACCCCAUCUCUACAAAAAAUUAAAAAAUUAGCCAGGACUGGUGGUAUGCGCCUAUUGUCCAGCUACUCAGCAGGCUGAGGCGGGAGAAUUCCUUGAGCUCAGGAGAUCAAGGCUGCUGUGAACCAUGAGUGUCCCACUACACAGCCUGGGCAACAGAGCAGGACCCUG